AUGAGAAUUAAAAAUAUAAGUGAUGAAAAAUUUAAUCAUAAAUAUUAUAUUUCAAAAGAUGGAAGUGUUUCAGAAAAAUUAAAAAAAAAUAUUAUUAAACGUGAUUUAGGAAUAAUAUCAGGACCAGUAGCUGUAGCAUUAGUAUCAGGAGUCAUUGGAUUUACUUCAAAUGCAUUACAAGAAUUAACAAGUUAUGAACCAGUAUCAUCAUCUGGUGGAUGUAAAUGGUUUGGAACAGCACCAUUAUGUAAUUAUCGAUGUCCUAUUGAAUAUGAUUUUAUUCGUGAACAUAAUGGUAGAUGUAGUAGAUGGUGGCUUUCAGGUGUUUGUGAACCAGAUCCAUCAUUUGGUAUGCCUUGUACAACAGUUUUUGGUGGAUAUUAUACAAAAAGAUUUUGUUGUAAAAGUGAUGCAAAAGAUUGUUCAUGGAGUGGGAGGUGGAUAAGUGCAUCAACUGCAAAUAAUGCUCAUUGUCGCUAUGAUCAUAAUGAUGGUAUAUGUGGAAGAUUGUCAUGUGGUAUAAAUAAUAUUAAUAAAAAUGCAUAUGGUUCUACAAGUAUCGAAGGUGAUGGUUGUGACAGACUAAAUUUAUUUAAUGUUUCUGGUAAAGCAACUUGUGGAUUCAUUGCUUGGUAUAAUACAGAAACUGGUGAUUACGUUGAUGCUUGGUACAAAUCAACAAAUUAA
Molecule: messenger RNA, 687 nt
Organism: Strongyloides ratti
Lineage: Eukaryota; Metazoa; Nematoda; Chromadorea; Rhabditida; Strongyloididae
Exons: 2
Coding region: 1-687 (228 amino acids)
Source: RefSeq, a predicted model, not a curated record